AUUCAAUUUAGUCAGCAUAAAGUGGAUGGGAGUUCUCAGUAGUGGCCCAGAAAGACCGCUGAUUUCGAUAGUCAAACAGUUCAUAGCAUGUAACCCCACUUGACCGCUUCACCACAUCAGGCUUUCCUAGUUAAUAAGAUCUAUCUUCCUCUUCGUGGCUCUGGUGUUCUUGGAUUUUCUGUUUCUUAAUGGAAUUCUUGUCCUAUCACCUUGCUUUAUUGUUCUUCCUUUUCAUUGUUGUCAAGAACUCGUUCCAUCGGAAGAGAAAUCUGCCCCCUGCUCCAUUUGCUCUUCCUGUUAUUGGACACCUAUACCUCCUUAAGCAACCACUAUACAAAUCACUGCAUUCUCUUUUAUCACGUUACGGUCCAACCCUAUCUCUCAGAUUUGGUUCUCGUUUUGUCAUCGUUGUGUCUUCACCAUCUGUUGUGGAAGAAUGCUUCACCAAGAAUGACAAGAUAUUUGCGAACAGGCCCAAGUCAAUGGCAGGGGAUCGUCUGACCUACAAUUAUUCUGCUUUUGUGUGGGCACCUUAUGGUGAUCUUUGGCGAAAGCUACGACGUCUUGCUGUUGCUGAAAUAUUCUCUUCAAAGAGUCUACGAAAGUCCUCUACGGUACGUGAGGAAGAAGUUAGUUGCCUCGUUCGCAGACUGUUGAAGGUCUCAACCAGUGGAACACAGAACGUGGAGCUGAGGCUUUUGUUCGCUAUUCUGGCUUCCAAUGUUGUCAUGAGAGUGUCUGCUGGAAAACGUUGUGUUGAAGAGGAACAUGCUGGCACAGAGAUGGAGAAGCAACUAUUUCAAGAUUUUAAGGAUAAGUUCUUUCCUAGCCUGGCCAUGAAUAUCUGUGAUUUUAUCCCAAUUUUGAGGGUGAUUGGUUUUAAAGGGCUGGAGAAGAAUAUGAAAAAGUUGCAUGGAAUUAGAGAUGAAUUUUUGCAAAAUUUGAUUGAUGAAAUUCGAUUAAAAUUAAAGAAAACCACUUCUUUGAAAACUGAUGAAGUAACAGAUGGAGAAGAGAGAAGGUCGGUGGCUGAAAUUCUCUUGUGUCUGCAAGAAUCAGAACCUGAAUUUUACGCGGACGAAGUUAUCAAAAGUACAGUGCUGAUGAUGUUUAUUGCUGGCACAGAAACAUCAGCAAUUACUUUGGAAUGGGCAAUGACACUCCUCUUGAAUCAUCCAAAAGUAAUGCAGAAGGUGAAAGCUGAGAUUGAUGAACAUGUUGGACAUGGGCGUUUGCUUAACGAGUCGGAUAUUGUCAAGCUUCCCUACCUGAGGUGUGUCAUAAACGAGACUCUUAGAUUAUAUCCUCCAGCUCCCCUUUUGCUGCCUCAUUUUUCGUCUGAGGCUUGCACUGCGGGGGGAUUUGAUAUACCGCAAGGCACAAUGCUGGUGGUAAAUGCUUGGACCAUGCAUAGAGAUCCCAAACUUUGGGAGGAGCCCAAUGAAUUCAAGCCUGAAAGAUUUGAAGCAGGUUUGGGAGAGGGAGAUGGUUUCAAAUAUAUUCCAUUUGGAAUGGGGAGGAGAGUUUGUCCAGGUGCUAGCAUGGGUUUGCAGAUAGUUUCUUUAGCCUUGGGUGUGCUCGUCCAGUGCUUCGAGUGGGAUAAGGUUGGAACAGUGGAAGACACGAGCCAUGGUCUUGGAAUGAUUUUGUCUAAAGCUAAGCCUCUGGAAGCAUUGUGUAGUCCCCGCCGUGAUUUGCUUACCCUCCUCUCCCAUCUUUAAAUGGGUUUGAAAGUUAUCUUCGUGUCUAGCUUAAGGCUUCGAGGUCAAGUGAAGGGCCUCUCCCCCAAGUUCAUAAGGAGGUCUUACAUGGACGCACGCUGAUAGCAUUCCUUCGAAAUGUUUUCCAUCUUAGAAUGUGUGAUCUGUUCUAUCUAUGAAUUUACAUGCUACUGCUGUUAUUAGUGUGUGUAUAGUAUUAUGAUAGUUGUUAAA
Molecule: messenger RNA, 1934 nt
Organism: Populus nigra (black poplar)
Lineage: Eukaryota; Viridiplantae; Streptophyta; Magnoliopsida; Malpighiales; Salicaceae
Product: cytochrome P450 81C13-like
Exons: 2
Coding region: 189-1721 (510 amino acids)
Molecular function (GO): monooxygenase activity; iron ion binding; oxidoreductase activity, acting on paired donors, with incorporation or reduction of molecular oxygen
Source: RefSeq, a predicted model, not a curated record